Pyricularia oryzae 70-15 is the source of this 1752-nucleotide messenger RNA. RefSeq lists its product as uncharacterized. The transcript has 2 exons. Lineage: Eukaryota; Fungi; Ascomycota; Sordariomycetes; Magnaporthales; Pyriculariaceae. The coding region runs from base 765 to 1322 and encodes 185 amino acids. The record is from RefSeq and is a predicted model, not a curated record.
ACGCACGGUGGAAGAAUGUGGUUCGAGGCUGAUGUCUGUGGUCAAGGUUUUCUAGCUGAUGUGACCUAUCAUCAACGGUAACCAAUGUCUUGGCGUCUUCAAUAUGGCGCAAAUCAGUCAUCUCAAAGACAUCCAAAAUCUGACAUUUGAACUAGUUCUAGUCUACAAGCAGACUUACUUGCUAACUGUGGCCAAUGCGGAAUGCUCUAUUUCGUUGCUUAUUACAUUGCGUCUUAGUGUCUCAAGUCCCCAUGAUGGGUUGGAAACCAUUGUGUCCGUGGUCUGACAUCAUAGCUGGGGUUGGCCCAAUGACAUCAUAGGCGAACUCAAAGGAGUUCCUGACCAACGCCCGAACCGCAUUAACCCACCGGCCUAAGACAAGACUACAAUGAGCUUGGUAGGUAAGGUACCACCUUUUAAUAGUUUACCUACCAAGACUGGACUGACAAGGGGGCUUCCACGCCUCGUAACAAGUGCCAGGCAGGCGGUACCAGUGGCUGCAGUAUCACGCAAUUGCUUGCCGUCUGCUUGUAAGUGGGUGGGGUCCGGCAAACAAGAAAGUGCCUCCUUCGAUGGGUGCUUGUAUUUUUUAUAUAAACCAAGCCCGAAUCUCGCCCUUCUUUGAUCGAUGCUCUUGACAUUUUCCUCAUCAUCUUCCCCAGUCUUCUCGAACUCACAAACGAACUGAAAAGAACCACAACCUCUAUCCUAAAGGAUAUCAACCAACUCUCACUUUCUUCUCACCAACCAAAACAACAACCACAAUGUCGAACCCCACCAACGACAACACCUCCACCCUCCAGUCGGUCUACGACUCCGUCACUGGUACGGCCCAGUCCAUGCUCGGAAGCCUCACCGGCUCCACGGGCGACCAGGUCCAGGGCGACGCCAAGCAGAACAAGGCCAAGACUGAGCACGACGCCUCGCACGCCACCGUCAAGGGCCCCGGUUUCACGGCCAGCAGUGCUGGUGUUUCGAAGGACGACCCCGACCGUAUGUCGGGAUCUAUGAACCAGACGAUCGGCUCUGCAAAGGAGACUCUGGGCGGUCUUGUCGGAUCUGAGUCCCUCAAGGCAGCUGGUCGCGAGCAGAACCGCAGUGGUCAGGAGCAGGAGGCCAAGGGCCAGCUGAGCGACCUCGGUGCCGGCGUCUCGGACCGCGUCACGGGCACCCUGGGAGCUGCGGCCGCCGGCAUCAUGGGCGACCAGACCAAGCAGAACGAGUACCAGGCUCAGCACGACUCGGGCAAGACGGCACAGCGCGGCGUCGAGCACGACCUUCAGAAGAAGGCUGAUGCUGAGGCCAAGGCUGCGCAGCAGUAGAUGGCUUGACAGGAAGUUGAAAAAGAGCAUGGAGAGUUUGCAUUUUGAUACCCCACGCUGGGACUAUACCUCGGUCUCCUUUAUGAAGAUUUGGUUGGUCUUGGUGUUAAUUGCGGGAGAGCUGUUUGGCAGAUCUCCGUAUUCCCCUUGCAACAGGUUUAAUAUCCAAAUAUGAAAUAAUAUUCUAUUUGACCCAAUAUAGCAGUGUGAUUUGUGUGAUGCCUUUAUCUGAGUUACCCUUUCGUUCAAAAGCUUGUACAAUAAAUUACCAAGUUUCGAUCCAGGUCCACAGACGUACGUCCGAGUCGUAUCUAGGAACUAAGGUAGAGUAUGGUUUUGUUUCCCAGGGUUAUUCUGCUCCAAAAAGUACUACCUAAGUGGUGUAGCAUAGCACUUGGUUACCACCAUAAUCGCAGUUGAUGAAUACGCU